Messenger RNA from Symbiodinium natans, 2286 nucleotides. Lineage: Eukaryota; Dinophyceae; Suessiales; Symbiodiniaceae. The record is from the annotation of a GenBank genome assembly.
AUGGCAAAGUCGCUCAAGGCGACCUUGGCCGUGCUAACUCUUGCAGCGCUGAAGAGCUGUGAAGCAGCAACCACACCUGAAGAACGGCAGGCAAGCACCGUGAUUUUAGUUUUCGCCGUCAUUUUCCUAGUUGCCUUUCUUGCCACGCUGGCCACGUCGUCCAUCUAUGCUCAAAGUGAGCGUUCAAGGACGAAAGCAUUGUUCGGUCUGCUGAUCUCCUGCGGUUGCUUGGUUGCCAGCCUAGCGUUGUGGAUACUCUACAUAAGGCACAGACAAACGCUGGAGUCAGCUCACGAGCAGUGGCAAGAGGAUCGAACCAUCUUGCUGACCCUCGCGAUCACCUGUACACUCACUUUCAUCUUCGCCUCCACAUGCUUGUUGUCACAUCAGCAAUCACAUCAGCAAUCUUUGCCUUCAGAUUCAGAAUCCGGCGCUGCCACUAGCCCGUGGAUGUACAUGUACGGAAUGGUGCUAUUCAUUUGCGUUGCGGCCACUGCGGCUUUGUGGGUGACCUAUGGAGGACAGGAAGCCAGGACCAACUGCAGCACACUUCGAGAACUCAGCCCUGCAUUGUGCGAGCCGUCGAUGUGGAUCAGCCCGCCACCUGCUGGGUUUUCUGCUUCGGAGUGCUGCCGACAGCCCUGGUCGGCAACCACAACCGUGACCACGACGAUGACUCAGACAAGCACUCGAAUUCAAUCCAAGCAAACUGCGCCGUGCCAGUGCAACGGUGGCAAUGCUUCUUCUGUCGGUGCCCUUCUUUGCGAGACCGGAAGUGGAGAGGAGUGCUCCCAGGUCAAUGAAUCGUGCUUCGCGGCCGGGCGACUGUGUACACCGGCAUUGUGCCGAACCCGUCAGGGUUUGUCUGCAGAUUGCAGCAGCUUUCUCGAAGAGGCAAGUUGCUCACUUCAAGCAGCCUGUGUCUGGGAAGACACGCAAGUCACCUAUGCCUAUCUUUGCCGGCCUCUGGAAAGCCAAGAUGCCGUCUCUGUUAGUCUUUGUGCUGAAUACUCGACGGAGUCCACGUGCAACGAGCAAAUAAUUUGCAGGUGGCGGCUCGAAGCGCUUAGUGCAGAGAGAUGCAGCAACGGAGGAAGCUGGCGUGGUUGCGUGAGCAGCAUACCCUCCCUGAACCACCUCUGCAGUUCGCUGCGGACAUCACCAGAUUGUGCAACAGACCGCUUCUGCCAGUGGAACCCGACAUGCGAAUGCACCGACGACUUCUUUGGUGACUUCUGCGACAAGCGCGUCGCUCCGGUUACAGGCGGUCUUGGGUGCGUACAGCAUCCGAGUCGCUUCUGCCGCGCAAUCAUCUAUGCAGCCUCGGAGGAUGAUCGGUUCCGAUGCUCCAGCCCCGGGCUGGACGGUGCUUGCGACGACUGGCUGCACUUGAAGCACGUGGCCCAGGUGAUGUACGAGGUGGAGUUGGGCACAACCAUCGUCGAUUUUGCUGCUGUUUUCUUUGGCCUGGCCAUCAGCUUUAGUAUUCAUCAGAGGUCAAACUUCCAAGGCUACCGUCGCUUCACGCUUUUGGCCAUUAUCAUCAGCUUCGUGGUGGAUUUGGUCCUUAAAGCCAAUCUCUUGAGCGUCGUUCGCGCAGUUUCCCUCAGCAAGUACCAGGACUCGUCCUGCACGUCGCAGGACUUGGAAGGCGAUGAUUCGUUUGCGAGGUUGACAGGCUUGGCGGUGUGGAUAGCAAUUAUGGCAACUGCAAGCAUCAUCGUGGCUGCACUUGGGCUUUGUGCUACUGGUGUGCUAAUCGCCGCAGCGGACUUGUGCGAUCUUACCGCAAAGCUGGGGUUUCUGUUGAUCACCCAUGGUGCGGGUGGUCUGGUAGCUGUGGUCAGUUUCUUCAGCUUAAGGUUCAACACGGAACCUUUUGUUGACGAGAUUGGUGCCAUAGAGAAGGCAGCCUUGGGCAUUCAGACCUUGAAAACAGGGCAGCUAUGUUUCACAAGGCACCCGGACUUGCCAGAUCCCAAGAUGGUUGGUGUGGAGUGGAGCAACCCAGGCCUCCAUAUUAUACUGCCCGGUGCCCUCGCGCUGACAUCGCUGUCCUCCGCACUCGCAAUCGCCGUUGUUCCGAGGACGGCAAGGGAGGAAAUAAGAGAGGCAGCUCCGGCUGUGGGUCGACGCAGCCGAGUGACACCAGCUCCAGUAGUGGGGCGCCGCGAUGAUGUCAGUGACUCGAAGCCACAGCCACCGAAGAAACCCCGGACGCCGGCUGCCUCCGCGCCCACUGGGCAUGCGCCGUCCCUGCACUCCACGCAGACUGAGAUUCCUUGA